AUGCACAAGAUCAGCAACUUCACUGGUCAGGCCCGUCAUGGCUGGGAACGGAUGACUCCAGCAGCGUUCGGAAUGUCCAGAUUUCAUCAGGAUAUGCCCACGCCGCAACCACUGAGACGUCCACAAGGUUCUCCCGCAAUCGUGUCACCACCCUCAGCCGAAUCCACGAUAGUCAACCUCUCGUUCAACGUCCCCCUGGCCUAUCACCUCGCCGGUCCUGAACCCGAAGACGUUCUGCAUUCGAGCCCCGGUGCAUUUCAACGAUGGACCUUCCCGGAGGGGACCGCCGACGGCACACCGAUCCACAAGCUGCCUGUCCAUGUGCAGAAUGAGGAGAGACUGCGGUCAUUGUGCGCUUACAUCAGUGAGCAGAGUGGAGGCCGUAUACAAGCAACGGUCACUUCCUCGGAGCCGAAGGCUGGGCCUGCUCUGCAUAGAAAGUCGCAGGGAUUGGUGACAAAUGUCUGUAUCUCUGGCGAGGGGGAACUGGUCUAUAAGAUGAGAGCCAAGAUUCUGAAUGAGACUCCGAUCAUGAUGCGUUCCGCGAUCGUUGAUAUCGAUCCUGACUUGAUCCUGGACGGUGCCGAAACGGGCAUCCGCUCCAGCGUGCUGAGCCAUAUUGAUCUUUGUGCCAAGUAUACCGGGACCGAUAUCUUUCUCUUGAGACCUCGCAGUGGAGAUGCCUCCUCUACCGGCAUCUCUUACGGCACAGGCAUCGACAAUGGCCUCGACCAACGUUAUCGCGUCAACAUCUUCGGAGACAUGGAAAGUGUCGAACAUGCCAAAACCAGGGCCUUGAUGAUGAUUGAUCAAAUUCUCAAGCACAAAAUCGAUGUCAUCAAACUGGAGGUCACCAUGCACACUCUGGUCUCCGGUCGCACAGGAAAGAACAUUAAAAUGAUCGAAUCGGCGACCAAGACUGCCAUCUACUUCCCGCCCCCGUUCCCCGGAGUCUUUGGAUACGUUCCACCACAUGCUACGCGCCGAGCGGCAGACGAGAUCUUCAUUACCGGAGAGACGCAGGAACGGAUCAACCAGGCAAAGCAGAAGUUGAAAGAGCUGGUUGUGGGCAUCAAGCUAUAUUCCAAGGAUGUUAUGGUUUCUGCCAGUAAAAUCGACAACAUCCUGCUCGAUCGACUGGACAAAGUACGGAAGAUCAUGGAGACCAACGGCUCUCACGUACUGUUCCCGCAACUCGCAAGUCAGCGAGGUAUGGUACGAGUCCAAGGCACGGACGUUCUGCACGUCGAAAGGACAGUCAAAGAGAUUAUGGCUUUGGCCGGGCAAUUCUUCAGUGCUUCAUGGUGGCUUAUAGUCCCCGAAUCGCCGCAAGGUCCAGGUAUCCGCGCCCCGUCACCCGAGGACGUUCGGAUCAUGUUGAGCGACAUCUGCACAAACUCGGGUGCAGAAAUCAGCUUCGAAAAGUUCACAUUCACCAUCAACGGCUCCGAUGACGCUGUCAAGGCAGCAAUGAUGGUCAUCAACCAAAUCCCUUUUGUCAAGAGAACGCCUCAUCAACUGAAGGUCAAAAUCGAACUUGCCAACGAGCACAAAGAGUUUGUCAGUGGUAAGAAGAACGGCAAGAUCAACAAGAUCAUGGGUCAAAGCAACGUCCAAAUCAUCUUUGACGGCUUCAAUGAAUACAACUUCUACAUUGACGUCGUAGGUAGUCAGUACGAAGCUGUGAAAACUGGUCUGGAUUUGGUGGAGCAGGAAAUGCCGGCAUCAAUCUCCUUCCAUGUCCCGGACCAGUACCACAAACGAAUCAUCGGGAUCGGUGGACAACACAUCCAACGCAUCAUGAAGAAGUACUCGGUGUUCGUGAAGUUCUCAAAUGCCAUGGACCGCGGGGGUGUCGGAAAGGAUGAUGAUGACAUCAAGGUCGACAAUGUCAUCUGCCGGACACCUGCACGCAACGCCCAGAGCUUGGAUAUGGUGAAACAGGAGAUCAUGGAUAUGGUCGAGAAAGCUGACGCCGAGUUUGUCUCCGAGACCGUGGUCAUCAACCGACUCUACCAUCGCGAAUUGAUUGCCAGAUUACCCGAGAUUGAGGAUCUUGAGAAGAAAUGGAACUGCAAGAUCGACUUUCCCAACACCGAGCAAGCCAGUGAUGUUGUCACCAUCUCGGGACCAGAGUAUCAAGUGCCACAGGCUGUAGACGCCUUCUUGGGAAUGGUUCCGGAGAGCCACGAGAUCGCGUUCCAGAAAUCAGACGACCUGGAGGCUUUCUUCAGCAGCCCGGAGUUCUACAACGACCUUCGCUGCAAAUUGAGGAGUCAGUAUGAGGUGGAUGUCCACUCAAAUCCGAAUCUCGGCAGCUUGCCGAAGUCUGCUACCGCUUCAGUGGAACGCUUCGUCAGCCCCUCCGAGGGGAGAUUGGUUCUCACGUACACGCGGAACAACGCAGGUGGUCUGAAGGAUGCCAUUGACUACCUUAUUUCGCAGCUCGUUCCUCAUGGUCUCGAUGCGAUGACUGUGAAGGGGGCCAUCCCACGGCCCAAGUCUGACUCCUUCGAAGACUCGCUCCCAUUCUUCGAUUCGAAGCUCUUGCAGCACGCCCCCUCCCUCAACACCGGCGAUUCUCCGACACGUUCGAGUUUUGCAGAUGGAGACAGUACCCCCGUCUCCGAACGUGCCUCUCUGUUCGACCGUCUUCGCAAGCCGGGCAGCAUCUCCUCCUUCUCGUCUUUUAUGAGCCGCAAAAACCAGAACAAUUCGCCAGGGACGUUCUUCAAGCACGCCUCUUCGAACGCCAGCAAGGCCUCGCUCAUCUCCAUGGAGAGUCGUGAGAGUGGUUACCGAAACUUUUGGAACGACAGCGGGGUCAACCUUGCCGAGGAAGAUGUUUCGGCUUCAGUCAGUGGAGGCUGGCCAACACGAUUUCACGACAACAAGUUCCCCUUUGGCACGGGGGGUGGUAUGCCUGGAGACCGGACACCCAAGCACGAGCCGCCCCGCGCCAGUUUUGACUCUGGAAGGCCCCCGACCUCCCAUUCCCUUUCAUCCUAUCCCGCUCCAAUUGGGCCACAUUACAAUCAGAUCCCAGGCGGCAUGAGCGGAUCCGCCCACAAUUUGAACCUGCCUUUGCGCUAG
This is a messenger RNA of Capronia coronata CBS 617.96, 3093 nucleotides long. RefSeq lists its product as uncharacterized. Lineage: Eukaryota; Fungi; Ascomycota; Eurotiomycetes; Chaetothyriales; Herpotrichiellaceae. Gene Ontology annotation, cellular component: nucleus; cytoplasm. The transcript has 6 exons. Gene Ontology annotation, molecular function: mRNA binding. Bases 1 to 3093 code for a protein of 1030 amino acids. Gene Ontology annotation, biological process: nuclear division. The record is from RefSeq and is a predicted model, not a curated record.